UUUUUUUUCUUUUCUGUUAAACCCUGCAAGCUCUCGGACCCUAGGCGUCUGAGACAUUUGGUGGUGGUGGUGGGGGGGGGAGGGGGGUGUCGCCAGAGCGCCCCCCCUUGUCAGGCCCCUUGGUGAGUUCAGCAUCCAACACCAUGGCUCCUGUGUUGGGCUCUCGUAGCCCUGAACGGGAGGCCUCCGGAGGAAAAGGUCGCAGUUCAUCGAGGAGCCCUAAGCCCAGGAAAUCAUCCCGCUCCCCGCGGGGUCCCCGGUCUCGUUCGCACUCUUGUUCUCGGCUUGGUGACAAGAAUGGCUUCAGCCAUUCGCUGAGUGGCUUCAGCCAAAGCUCUCGAAACCAAUCUUACCGCCCCCGCUCUCGAUCUCGUUCUCGGGAGCGGCCCUCUGCACAGCGGAGUGCCCCUUUUCCUUCGGCAUCUUCGUCCGCCUAUUAUGGUGGUUACUCGCGUCCCUACGGGGGUGACAAGCCAUGGCCUAGCCUGCUGGACAAGGAGAGGGAGGAGAGUCUGCGGCAGAAGAGAUUAAGUGAGAGAGAGAGGAUUGGAGAAUUGGGAGCUCCUGAAGUUUGGGGACUUUCUCCAAAGAAUCCUGAACCAGACUCUGAUGAACAUACACCAGUAGAGGAUGAAGAACCAAAGAAAAGCACUACUUCAGCAUCUAGUUCAGAAGAUGAAAAGAAAAAGAAAAGGAAAUCUAGUCAUUCCAAAGAAAGAUCCAAGAAAAAGAGAAAGAAAAAGUCAUCUAAAAGAAAACAUAAGAAGUAUUCUGAAGAUAGUGACAGUGACUCUGAAUCAGAAACAGACUCCAGUGAUGAAGAUACAAAAAGAAGAGCAAAGAAAGCUAAGAAAAAAGAAAAGAAGAAGAAACGGAGAGUGAAGAAAUACAAGAAAAAGAAGACUAAAAAGAACAGAAAAGAGUCCAGUGAUUCGAGCUCUAAAGAGUCCCAGGACGAAUUUCUUGAGAAUCCUUGGAAGGAUCGAUCAAAGACAGAAGAACCAUUGGAUCUCAUUGGCCCAGAGGCUCCCAAAACACUUGCCUCCCAAGAUGAUAAGCCUUUGAAUUAUGGCCAUGCUCUGUUACCUGGUGAAGGUGCAGCUAUGGCUGAAUAUGUGAAAGCUGGAAAGCGCAUCCCACGAAGAGGUGAAAUUGGCUUGACAAGUGAAGAGAUCGCAUCAUUCGAAUGUUCAGGUUACGUUAUGAGCGGUAGCAGGCACCGGCGAAUGGAGGCUGUACGACUGCGGAAGGAGAAUCAGAUCUACAGUGCUGAUGAGAAGAGAGCCCUAGCAUCCUUCAACCAAGAAGAGAGACGAAAGAGGGAGAACAAGAUCCUGGCCAGCUUUCGAGAGAUGGUUUACAGAAAGACUAAAGGGAAGGAUGACAAGUGAGGGAUUUCUGACUUUACAAGUGGAUAUUUUAACAUCACAAAGGAAAUUGUGGGUUCUAGACAUAUACACAGAAAGGUCAUUUUGUUUUCUUUGUUUGUUAGGUUAUGUUUUGAUGUGUGGUUUUAAAUAGCCCAGGUUGACUUCAGGCUUCAGACUUUGUAACUAAGGAUGACUAAAGUCUUGGUCUCCUGUCUCUACCUUCCAGGUGUUGAGAUUCCAGACGUGUACCACCAUGCUAAGCCAAAAAGGCUCUUGUGCUCUGAAAUUAAGGCUUUUCAGUGCUUCUGUGCCUUCUUUUUAAUUCUUCAGCCCCUUAUAAAAGAUGCUUGUUGAUACCAUUAGUAAGUUAUUUGGGGCUUUUUUAGAUUCACCCCAAAUUUCUGGUGUAAAAAUCCAAAUUUUGAAUGAAAUCCUGCUGUGUUAGGAAGGUGGCAUAGAGAGAAAGUGGCAGCCUAAUGAGAAUUAAUAACUCUCAUAUCAUGAUUUGGUGUGAAUAUUAUUAACUCCAUACAUGUCUGCUCCUACCCCAGCAGAACUUGGGAAUUUCAUGUGUGUCUUCAAUGUGUGAAAAACAGGUUUGACAGAAACUCUGUAGGUGAUUUCUGUUAACAAGAUGAAGGUGUUGCUGUAAAAGGCAACUCUAGAAUUUGAAAAUUGACUUGUUUCUAUAGUCUUCCCUAGAAAUGUAUUUUGGGCUAAGUCUACCUCUACUCUAAAAACAAGCAGACCAAAUGACUAACUCACAAAUGUGUGGAAUAGAAAAUGUGAGCAUUUGAUGUUUUAAGUUCUUCAUAAAUUAGUUAAAAUAGUUCUUUUAGUGGCUAAGGUAUAGCUCAGAGUUAGAACAUGUGCUUAUGAUACAUGAGGCCCAAAGCUAAAUCCCAGCAGUGCAAGAAUUUUUUUCAAAGGGAAUUUUGGGACGUCUAUUGUUGUGCCAUUAUAAGAAUACUAUUUCUAUCUAAGCUGAUUUUUAACGAUAGGAUAAUAUCUAAAAGAAUGAGUAUCAAGAGUGCUGAUAUGGGAAAUAUAAGUAUUUUAAUUAGCUGUUUCAUGAUGAUGAAGGUAAAAUAUUAACCAUUAUCAAUGAGUCCUUUAUGGAUUUGGAUUUCUUUUAUGAGACAGAGUCUCACUAUGUAGCCCUGGAUGGCCUGGAACUCAGAGAGUUGCCCCUGCCUCUGCCUCCCAGGUGGUAGGAUUAGAGAUGUGUGCCACUGCACCUGGCUAUCAGAUUCUAAACACUGUUAAGAUCUGCAGCAUUUUUAUAUCUAUCAGUGUCUUUAAUUCUUAACUUUGUAGAAACCCUCCCCACUUUGUCACUGUUUGAAAAGUUUAAUAUAUGUUUUGGAAAGUGUGUUUUUAAUCCAAAGCUGCUGAACUGAGCAGCAGUUAGCAUGUAGUAACAUCUGUCAUCUUUGAACUUGAAAUUAUUUCACUGUGUUUAUACUUCUAGGUCUAAUAAGUAUAUAGUUUCCUAAAGUUUAAUGGAAAGUAGGUUCUAAAGUUGGAAGUCUUUUUAAUCCAUGUACUUCCUCAUAUGAUACAAUAUAAAGUUUAUAAUCCAUACAUUCAAAUUUAUUCUAUAGAGGCAUUAGUUUUUGUUAACUGGCUGAAUAUGUUUUUGUUUUUUCAUAGGAAAUGUAGUUUCAAUGCAACAUUUUUGUGGGUGUAUAGGUAUUAUGGAUUUUCUUUUGCAUCUUCUCCUCCACAGAGUAGAUACAGGCAAUGAAAAAAGAUAAGAAUUUAUUUUAAAAUUUACCAUUCUUUGCAUCACAGUUUAUUUCGAUAAGAUCUGAAAAGAAUAGCUUCAGAUCCUUUACAAAGUGGAGGGCUAAAAAGUAUUCUAUUUUCAGGUUAUUUGAGUUACUGCUUCAAACUGUGUUUUGUCCCCUGAGCUCUAAGUUAACCUUUGUUUCCAAAAGCAAAUCUUCCCUGGCCUACAGAGGAAAAAAUACACACACACACAUACACACAUACACACACAUACACAUACACAUACACACACACACACACACACACACACACACACACACACAUACAGUCAUAAUCAAACAAAACAAUUGAGCCAGGAAUUCCCAGUUUGUUACAUUCCCAGUGAACAAGAUAGUGGCUAGGGUUUUACCUGUAUUCCUCAUAAUUCUUUAGGCCUGUGUAAAAAUCUAUAUAGAACUGUUGUAAUUUAGAUACUUUGUUUUGUUCUCUAAAGAGACUUACCUAGUUUCUUACCUGUUGUUCAUAUGAUUUUCUCUCAUUUUUAAUUUGUUGUACAAAGAUAAUAGUAAAAAUAGAAGAUUGCUCAGUCCUACCACGUGAGUUGUUAUAAGUGUUCUGUUUCUUGUAUGUCUUUGUCACUCAAAGUGUAGUGUAAUUUUGUCUUUGGUAUUUUAAAAUAAUGUGAGCAGGCAUAGAAGCCCCAUUGGGAAGGUAGAAAUGUGUGAUGAUCCAGUGUGAAGGCAGAAACAAGACCAGAAAUAGUAAGGGUGGUAACCCAUAUCUGGUUCAUUAUAGUCACGAGCAUGAUGGUGUGUCCUGUGGCAGUAAGGCUCACCUUACAGUAGAAGAGAUCUGUGAGGAGGAGAGUCCUUCAGACUGGUUAGUGUGAGCUACAGAACUGUUGCCAUUUUCUUACCCAGGAUAUCCAUAAAAAUGUGUAUCAAGUCUUGAGGUAGGCAUAGAGAAGGACCAAACAGUUAAGGGCCAAUGGGUGAACUUUAGUAAUGUUCAAAAUUCAACUCUGUGCUUGCCAGACUCCAGAAUCAUAAUACAGUGUUGAGAAAAAUCUUUUCAAAAACAGAAAGGAACUUACUGUAAGAUUGAUAAUGAAUAAAAGCAAAAACACAGUUGGAUUGUGUACCACAAGUUUAUUAUUCAAUAAAUAUUAUGUGGUUUGA
Messenger RNA from Psammomys obesus (fat sand rat), 4279 nucleotides. It is a transcript of the gene Nkap, whose product is annotated as NFKB activating protein. Gene Ontology annotation, biological process: negative regulation of DNA-templated transcription. Bases 144 to 1391 code for a protein of 415 amino acids. Lineage: Eukaryota; Metazoa; Chordata; Mammalia; Rodentia; Muridae. Gene Ontology annotation, molecular function: chromatin binding. Gene Ontology annotation, cellular component: nucleus. The transcript is spliced from 9 exons. The record is from RefSeq and is a predicted model, not a curated record.